AUGUCCACGGUGAGUGUUGAUGAUUCGGAGUGGACAUCGUUCCCGACCGAUCUUCACUCGUACUUGGAGCCAUCGCUCCCAGGAAUCAAUCUGAAUACUCACAUAUACCCAACAUACAAGGCCAAGCGCCCCAUUGCAGAUGCUGUUGCGAAGUUGCUGCGGUGGAUCGAUACUCUCACACCAGGAAAGGUCAUUUUGACUGGACAUUCACUUGGUGGAUACUUGGUAGCAGACGCUGCAGUCAUCAAUGCGAGACAGGCUGAUAGUGUUCAUCCCAUCAUUGGCAUACUUGCAAUGGACGUCCCCUAUCUUGGAGUCCACCCGCAUGUUAUCGUGAGCGGACUAGCGUCACUCUUUGCGGGUGAGAGGCAGCCCGAAGCAGAAGUCAACGACACCACGAAAGUGGACAUUGCACCCCGCCAAUCUGUCGACGAUGUUUCGCUCAAUAACCACCGAUCACCAACUCAUUCACAAAACAACCGCGCCGCAUCGCCUGCAGCAUCCGAGUCAGAAAUUUCUAAAACUUUCAAAUUCUUGAGCCGUCACGCACACGACAAACACCCCUUCAGCGCCGCGUACCAAUGGGUGUCGGAUUAUUUCGAGUUUGGUUCCGCUGUUAUCGACAGAGAGGGCCUAAAUGAGCGUUUCACAGCUCUCACAAAAUGGGGUGGCGAUUGGGUGCAUUUUUACACUCAUACCGUGCCGGAGGGUGACGAGGGUACAAAGUGCUCCAUCACAUCCUCCUUUCGUAGCUUGAAAAGUUUCGAACUUCCACACAUCGGUGGUCUCAAACUGGAAACUCAGCCAUUCCAUCCAGAGCACCAUGCGGGGUCAGCUGCGGAAGGCAGCGCCUUGGAAUUUGACUUAUUCAAAGCCGCUGCGGCCAAGGCCAAGGCUAAGAUGGAAGCAUUGUCAGCCAAAAAGAACAGGAGCGGACAAACCCAUUUAGAAGUUCCGAGCCCUGAGCGCUGGCCCUCAGAAGAAAGCACUCAAUUCUCCGAUGUGUCACAGCGCUCAACUUCCCCAACCCCAUCCACGCGAAGUUCGUCCUCACAGUUAUCUCUGUCGAGACCACCGUCCAUUGCAUUAGAUGAGCUUCCUCCCAAGCAACCGCGAAAACAUCUGCAUCGCUUCAUCGUUUUGCCCUUGGCUCUAACACCCCAGUGGCAGUCCGUGCCUAUAGCAGGGGUGGAUAACGAAGUUGCUGCUCACACUGGCAUCUUCUUCCGACACCAGAAUCUGGAAUACGACAGUUUUGUUCCGAGAGUGGGCUCACAACGAAUGUCCUUCGCAAAAUGA
Messenger RNA from Cantharellus anzutake, 1299 nucleotides. RefSeq lists its product as uncharacterized. The coding region runs from base 1 to 1299 and encodes 432 amino acids. The record is from RefSeq and is a predicted model, not a curated record. NCBI's taxonomy places the organism in Eukaryota, Fungi, Basidiomycota, Agaricomycetes, Cantharellales, Hydnaceae. The transcript has 6 exons.